Messenger RNA from Humulus lupulus (European hop), 1353 nucleotides. RefSeq names its product expansin-A15-like. The coding region runs from base 147 to 878 and encodes 243 amino acids. Gene Ontology annotation, biological process: plant-type cell wall organization. Gene Ontology annotation, cellular component: extracellular region. The transcript has 4 exons. The record is from RefSeq and is a predicted model, not a curated record. Lineage: Eukaryota; Viridiplantae; Streptophyta; Magnoliopsida; Rosales; Cannabaceae.
CAUUGACUGCUGCCUAACAGCUCAAGUUUCACAAGCAUAUAUCAUCAAGUGGUCAACAUCGUGCGAUGUUGACUGAGCCCUCUAUUUAUUCCUCCUAAAAAACCCCAUUUUCUUCAUCAUUUCCUCAACACUUCUUUCAAGAAAAAAUGGCAUUGUUGGGCAUCCUCCUUCUGAGCUUUCUCUCAUCAGUGAUUUCAUCAGCCAGAGGCUCCUACUAUGCCGGUUGGACCAACGCUCACGCCACUUUCUAUGGAGGAGGCGAUGCUUCUGGCACAAUGGGUGGGGCUUGUGGGUAUGGGAACCUGUACAGCCAGGGUUACGGGACGAACACAGCAGCACUGAGCACAGCAUUGUUCAACGACGGACUAAGCUGCGGUGCAUGCUUCCAGCUUCGGUGCGCCAACGACCCUCAAUGGUGCCUGCCGGGGACCAUUGUAGUGACGGCCACCAAUUUCUGCCCUCCUGGGGGCUGGUGUGACCCUCCCAACCUCCACUUCGACCUCUCUCAGCCCGUCUUUCUCCGCAUUGCCCAGUACAAAGCCGGAAUCGUCCCCGUCGUCUACAGAAGAGUGAGAUGCAGAAGAAGAGGAGGGAUUCGGUUCAGCAUAAAUGGGCACUCGUACUUCAAUUUGGUACUGAUAACAAACGUAGGGGGAGCUGGUGACGUGCAUGCAGUGGCAAUUAAAGGAUCUCGUAGUCGGUGGCAACCAAUGUCAAGGAACUGGGGCCAGAACUGGCAGAGCAAUUCAUAUCUAAACGGCCAAAGUCUCUCAUUUAUUGUCACAGCUAGUGAUGGUCGAUCUGUUAUCUCCUACAACGUCGCUCCUCCUAGUUGGUCCUUUGGUGUUACAUAUACUGGUAGUCAGUUUCGUUACUAGCUACCUCAUCAGCUACCUUUAUUUUAUUACACUCCAUCAAAUAAUUGAUAAAAAUAUCUAUUUUUUUUAACUAUAUAUAUAAUAUAGAUUUUAUUCAAGAGACCUACGUACGUGACAUUUAUAUAUAAAGGGUACUCAUAAAAAUGUGAGAAAGUGUUUGCUUUUUAAAAAAAUGCUUAUAUAGUCGCUUAAAGAAAGAGAGAGAGAGAGAGAGGGGGAGAGAGAGAGAGAGAGAGAGUUAAUUUGCUUGCAGUAAUUCAACUCAGUUUGGUAUACAUAUAUAUGUUAUAGAUUUGGUCAGAGUACUACAAAAAUGAAUAUAUAUAUGUGGCUCGGAGGUUGUUUAUUUAUAUUAAGUAAUGCUAUAUACGUAUCAAUUAAUGUAUAGCAGAUUGAAAAGCAGCCUUCUCUGAUUUGCUGUUUAAGUUUUGUAACUUCAAGACAGUUUUAAUAAAGUUACUACUGUUCCUGAAUA